Exophiala xenobiotica is the source of this 1839-nucleotide messenger RNA. RefSeq lists its product as uncharacterized. Lineage: Eukaryota; Fungi; Ascomycota; Eurotiomycetes; Chaetothyriales; Herpotrichiellaceae. The transcript has a single exon. Gene Ontology annotation, molecular function: DNA-binding transcription factor activity, RNA polymerase II-specific; zinc ion binding. The coding region runs from base 21 to 1685 and encodes 554 amino acids. Gene Ontology annotation, biological process: regulation of DNA-templated transcription. The record is from RefSeq and is a predicted model, not a curated record.
CCAGUGUCUCGUUCGUGGACAUGCCCGCCGCCUCCCGGCCUGCCAGACGACGGCGGUGGCAUCAGAAAACAUUCAGCGGUUGUUUGCGGUGCAAACAGAGGCAUGUCAAGUGCGGAGAGGAGAAGCCUGCUUGCCAGAAAUGCAUCAAUCUUGGGGUCUCGUGCCCCGGCUACAAGCUUCCCCUGACACGCCUCUUCGAACUCAAGCCCUCAAAGCAUUUCGAUUGCAAGGAAGACGAGCUGAAUUACGACUUCUUCGUCAGAGACGGUGUGGAAACCGUGGCAUCCGCUCAGAGCACGUCACUACGGUUCUGGACAAGGCUGGCUCCUCAAUUGGCCGAGAACGAUGCAGGCAUCAGACACGGGCUGAUUGCCCUUGGCGCGAUCCUGCGACCUUUACAUAAUGCGCCGAUCGAAAGACGACUCGACAGACCACGGCAAGCUCUCCAGAUGCCACCUUCGGCAGCCAGGCACGCGAGACAAGCCUUGAAUUGUAUGAAGGUUUUAGACUGCGGAGUGCUGCCGGUCGAGGUGUCCCUCACUUAUUGCAUUCUAUCCAGGGAGCUGGCUAUAUGGACCGAGAAGGAGCCGUCUCCUGUGGAUCAUCUUCUCAUUGCGCAUGGCAUCCUCCAAAGCAAGAGCGUACACAACCUGGGAGUGUCGUGGAUGGCACACAACGACCUCCUGGCGACCUUUGUCCCUCUAGUCGACCAGCUGCUCGUCCACGCCUGCAGCUACUCAGAUGAUUUCCCCCCUGUCGACUCCGGCUUACUAUCGAACUACCAGCUUGUGAAUGGCUUGGAAAGGAUACAGACGGUUUCGACCUGGGCGGAUGCGCUCGACAGCAUUGCCUCCCUCCUGAAAUCCGUCUUCCGAGUAACCUGUCCCUUCAUCGUCUCGACCGACGCCGAGUUGGGCUAUAUCCUGUGCUCGCUGAACAUGUUUGAGGAAAAGCUGCAGAAGAUCCGGGCUGAGAGCGGCCUCGCGGGGGAUUACCUGCACCUGCAAGUCCAUCAUCGAGUCGCGCACAUAAUGUUCCACACGCUGGGCCAAGACGACGAGUGGAAGUACGACAAGUUCCAGCCGGAUUUUUACUUUAUUGUCGAACAGAUGAAAAUGAUGCUGGCGUCCCGGUGCUGGGGCUACUCUAAAUGGAACGACGACGACACGGUGGGACAUCAUGCUGCUAGACUCUCGCCGACUCUUGGCUGGAUCGCGCCGUUGUGGUUCGUCGCCACGAAAUGUCGCGACUCGUAUCUCCGCCAACAGGCGCUGCGCCUGCUGCACGACCUGCGCCGCGCCGAAAGAGGGUGGACAAGUUGUAUGGCGGCGGCCAUCGCCCGGUUCGUGAUCGAGGAGGAACAGAAGCCCGUUUCCCCGGUCUCGGACGCUGACAUGUCGGGGUCAUCGGCCAUCUACCACCUCGAGCGGAGAGUCGAACUGAACGAGGUCGAGUUCUGCAGCAAAGAGCGUAAGGUCUUUUUGGCAUACACCGUCUCCGGCAAAUACGAUACCGUGGCGGAGAAGUGCAUCGACAGCAUCCCUUACACUCCCCACCCGACGGUCGAGAAGGACAAUGGCGAAACCUGUCCGAUGUCAAGGAAGGUCCUCAGGCACUGUGGCUACUCGGGGAUCUUGUUGUACUCACCGCAUAUUGAUUGUCAUUGCGCCGAUCUUGCGGGAUGAGUUACUGAGUAGUAUCACGACAUGAGCAAGAACGUAGAUUUUGGGUCUUCUGGCUAUGCAGCCGUGUUGGGGGAAUGCUUUGCAGAGCGGGUUCGUCUGAUACGUGUGCAGAACGAUGGUCAAUGACUUGGUAAUAGUACUAUGAGCGUCGGCG